Messenger RNA from Phodopus roborovskii (desert hamster), 2183 nucleotides. RefSeq names its product DNA cross-link repair 1C (gene Dclre1c). Gene Ontology annotation, molecular function: damaged DNA binding; 5'-3' DNA exonuclease activity. NCBI's taxonomy places the organism in Eukaryota, Metazoa, Chordata, Mammalia, Rodentia, Cricetidae. The transcript has 15 exons. Gene Ontology annotation, biological process: protection from non-homologous end joining at telomere; double-strand break repair via nonhomologous end joining; interstrand cross-link repair. The record is from RefSeq and is a predicted model, not a curated record. Bases 16 to 2073 code for a protein of 685 amino acids.
UCCUUCCUGGGCGCUAUGAGCUCUUUCCAGGGACAGAUGGCGGAGUAUCCAACCAUCUCUAUUGACCGUUUUGACAGAGAGAACCUGAAAGCCCGGGCCUACUUCCUUUCACACUGCCACAAGGAUCACAUGAAUGGAUUAAGGGCUCCUUCCUUGAAAAGAAGACUGGAAUGCAGCUUGAAGGUUUUCCUGUACUGUUCUCCAGUUACCAAGGAGCUGUUGUUAACUAGCCCGAAAUACAGAUUUUGGGAAAAACGAGUUAUAGCAAUUGAAAUUGAAACUCCUACCCAGAUAGCUUUAGUGGAUGAGGCAUCCGGUGAGAAGGAAGAGGUUAUUGUGACUCUCUUACCAGCUGGCCACUGCCCAGGAUCAGUUAUGUUUUUAUUUGAGGGCAGUAAUGGAACCGUCUUAUACACAGGAGACUUCAGACUGGCAAAAGGAGAGGCUUCGCGAAUGGAGCUCCUGCACUCUGGGGGCAGAGUAAAAGACAUCCAAAGUGUAUAUUUAGACACCACAUUCUGUGAUCCAAGGUUUUAUCAAAUUCCAAGUCGUGAGGAGUGCUUGAAGGGGAUUUUGGAGCUGGUUCGGAGCUGGAUCACUAGGAGUCCACACCACGUUGUAUGGCUGAAUUGUAAAGCAGCUUAUGGCUAUGAGUAUUUGUUCACCAACCUGAGUGAGGAGCUGGGAGUCCAGGUUCAUGUGGACAAGAUGGAUAUGUUUAGAAACAUGCCUGAUAUCCUCCACCAUCUCACCACAGACCGAGACACCCAGAUCCAUGCCUGCCGCCAUCCAAAGGCAGAAGAGUAUUUUCAAUGGAAUAAAUUACCCUGUGGGAUUACUUCCAAAAGUAAAACCAUGCUCCACACAAUCAGCAUCAAGCCGUCCACCAUGUGGUUUGGAGAGAGGACCAGAAAAACAAACGUGAUAGUGAGGACGGGAGAGAGUUCAUACCGAGCUUGUUUUUCUUUUCACUCCUCCUACAGUGAGAUAAAAGAUUUUUUGAGCUACAUCUGUCCGGUGAAUGCAUAUCCAAAUGUCAUUCCAAUAGGCCUCACCGUGGACAAGGUCAUGGACGUUUUAAAGCCUCUAUGCCGAUCUUCCCAAAGUACUGAACCAAGGUACAAGCCGCUUGGAAAACUGAAGAGAACUAGAACAAUUCAUCUAGACUCAGAGGAGGACGAUGACCUCUUUGAUGACCCUCUACCAAUACCUUUAAGGCACAAAGUUCCGUACCAGCUAACUCUUCACCCUGAGGUAUUUUCAAUGAAGGCACUGCCACAAGACCAGCCUGAACUGAGACAAAGCCCAGGAUGCGGCAAAGCAGAUGGUAUGCGGAAUGUUUCUUUGGCCAACUUUAUAGACUGUGAAGAAUCCAACAGUGACAGUGAAGAAGAGCUGGAAACCCCGCCUUCAGCACAGCGGGGUCUGGGCCCUGUGACACUCCCCCAGCAAAAUGCUGCUGCAGACAUGCCACAGUGGGAAGUAUUCUUCACAAGAAAAGAGGACUUCACAGAAGAAUGUUUGGAAAACUUACCUUCCUCCAUAGAGACAGGGGGAUCUCAGUCACCAAAGCCUGUCAGUGACUCUGAUGGGGAAUCCACUCACAUCUCUUCCCAGAAUUCAUCUCAGUCAACACACAUAACAGAUCAAGGAAGUCAAGGCUGGGACAGCCAGUGUGAUACUGUUUUGUUAUCUUCCCAAGAGAAAAGUGGUGGGGAUAGUACAUCUUUGGACAAGGAUGCCUAUAGGCCAAAGAACAAAGAGGAUAUUUCUGCUUCUCAAAUGGAACAGAAUGAAUUUUAUCCACAAGAGACUUACUGUGACUUGAAAAGCAGAGAUGAAGAAGUAAAUGGAGCUCCUCAUACUGGAGAACCAGACACUGUGAGUGACAGGAAAUCCCCACCUGAGGAGGAAACAUUACCAACUAGCAUACAUGCAGAUUCACAGAGCUCCUCCGAUUUUGAAAUCCCCUCAACUCCGGAGGCUGAGCUUCCUAAACCAGAGCGUUUACAGUACUUAUAUGGAAAACUGGCAACAGGUGAUUAUGGGAAAUAUGAUCCAGGAACAACAUGAAUUACAGGAAAAGUCAAUCUGACAUGAAACAUUUGCUCUGGAAAUCCACAUGGAAAUAAAUAAUCAAGAGUUGGAUGCAGGAUGAUAGAAACACCCUAAAUAUUCUAACG